Messenger RNA from Saccostrea echinata, 2104 nucleotides. RefSeq names its product ETS-related transcription factor Elf-3-like. The record is from RefSeq and is a predicted model, not a curated record. Gene Ontology annotation, cellular component: nucleus. Lineage: Eukaryota; Metazoa; Mollusca; Bivalvia; Ostreida; Ostreidae. Gene Ontology annotation, biological process: cell differentiation; regulation of transcription by RNA polymerase II. Bases 16 to 1365 code for a protein of 449 amino acids. The transcript is spliced from 8 exons. Gene Ontology annotation, molecular function: DNA-binding transcription factor activity, RNA polymerase II-specific; sequence-specific DNA binding.
AUUUAGUACACUACCAUGGAUAGUCUGAUGGAGAACUUGGAAUAUUUUCAUUUCAGAUCCGCAUUUGACGAUAUAGAAUACAUAACCGUUUUGUCUGCAGACGAUAUUAUUGAAAUGUCCUGUCCUACACAAGCUUUACCGGACACCUUUCCGCACGAUUUAACGGAGUCAGAAAUCUCAUUCUACUCUAACGACAAUAUGGACGUUAAGAGCGAGCUAGUCAGCGAACCUACAACCCCACAAGAAUCGAUCCCGACAACUGUAAGCCGAGCCUCCUUCUCAGACAUCAUUCUCAGACAAGAUACAGCGACAUGCUCAGAAAACAUGGACAUGACAAGCUGGACGCAAAAACAUCCACAGAACUGGAGCACACUAGAAGUACUAGAUUGGUUAUACUAUGUGGCAGAGGCCAGAAAUCUCGAUGUUGCAAAACUACGUGGAGAGCAAUUCAAUUCUGUAACAGGAAAAGAACUCUGUGAAAUGACUCUUAGCAAAUUCAUUGAACGCGACCCAGAGUAUGGUCAACAGUUUUAUGAAAUGUUCAGAAGAUUGGUGAAUGAAGCUCAGUUUAUUACGCCACAGCAAAGUGAAGCAAACCCUGAAACCUCCACCCAAUUUGCUGAACUCGUCAAAGCUCUACUCUCCACCUCAACAGAAGAUUGUAUGGACAUCAGCGAUGAGUCAACAAGCAAAAUGUUAGACAACAACCUAAUGACAGUGUUUGACACCACCGAGGGUACCUCCAAAGUCAAUAUUGGUGGUGAAUGGUACGACAUUGACGAUGAUCCAUCACUGUUCCCGUCUGACACGCCCUGCCCGAACUGGACCGACCCAGGCUACAUAAGCGGAGAUUCAGAAAUUGGAAGUGAUCAAGGUCAGAAUGACAUGUCCCUAAGCGUGUUCUCAGACGAAGAAAUGACCGAGAUUACAGGUCCGUCCAAAAAGAAACCCGUCAAUAGAAAAAGGAAUUCCUCCAGUGUCUCAAAUGACAGCGGCAUUAUUGAACAUGAGCAAGAGGGCGAGAAAAAGAAAUGCAACAGAGGACGAAAAGUUGGGCAAUCUUCAAAAGGAAAUCAUUUAUGGGAAUUCAUCCGUGAUUUGCUAAAAGAUUCCGCCUUCAACCCUACCCUGCUUCGCUGGGAGGAUAAAGAAACCGGAGUGUUCCGGUUUGUGCAGUCGGAGGCUGUUGCUCAGAUGUGGGGUCGCAAGAAGAACAACACGAGCAUGACGUACGAGAAACUGAGCCGUGCAAUGAGGUUUUGCAGAUCAGCAGGCUAUUUUGCAGACGUACCCAAAAACGGCAAAUUUCCAAAGAAAUUAUGCUUCCGUUUCGGGCAAAAGGCUCACGGGUGGAAAGACCUGUAGACAUGCUUAGAUAUUACUACAAGCGCGGGAUCCUCGAUCGCGUAGAUGGCAGACGCUUGGUCUAUAAGUUUGGACCAAACUCUCAUGGUUGGAAAGAUUGAAAGUUGGUGCAAAGAACUGACAAAAGACACCCUCGGUGCCUACACCAUGCUAUCGCCCUCGAACUGACGUGAAGAGACAUGCGCCAUAUCUGACACAGUGACGAGUUAUGUCGCGCAAGCGCAGAGGAACUACAAAAAAAAUCCUACGUGGUAGAAACGAAAACCCCCAGUGCUGAUAUGAUUCCAAAGUUAUUGUUGUAUAUGUGUUCAUCUCAAAAUGUGUAUCAUAUCAUUAACCAUACAAGAUAUUCACUGUAUAUUUAAGUUUAUAUCGACUCACGAGAGCCAAAAAUACAACACACACUAAGGCAGCUAUUGGAUGAAUUCAUAUAUCAACUUGUAUGUUGAGAGAAAACUAUUUGUCAAAUCCACUCUCUGAUACAAGUUACUGUUUAAAUUACUUAAGAAACUACUAUGAUGAUCUCUCUUAUAAAGUGACAUUUCAAGCAAAAUCCAAAAAAAUCUGACAAGGAACUGAAACUGAUCCUGAGGAGAUUGCGAGUCGAUGUGCUCGUUAUAAUAUCCACAAAAAAGUCCCACCAUGUGCUACAGCUGAUGUUUAAUUUAUUGUGUAAUUUAUUUAUUUAAUUUGACAUUUAUGUAUUGAUUGUUGAAAUCUAUUUUUGUACAUUUGUAAU